Gloeophyllum trabeum ATCC 11539 is the source of this 853-nucleotide messenger RNA. RefSeq lists its product as uncharacterized. The coding region runs from base 6 to 398 and encodes 130 amino acids. The transcript is spliced from 3 exons. Lineage: Eukaryota; Fungi; Basidiomycota; Agaricomycetes; Gloeophyllales; Gloeophyllaceae. The record is from RefSeq and is a predicted model, not a curated record.
GCGCUAUGCGCAAAAAACAAAGAAGAGAAGGAUCUGGACUCUGGCGUCGACUUCACGGCGACGAACCGGCUUGCGCGGCUGCUGCUGGCGCAGCCGAAUCUGAGGUGUCCGCCCCCGCCCCAGAUCGUCACGCCGAAGCUGUCGCAGGUAGUGAACAACACGAAGGAGGAAGGAAACCAACUGUUCAAAGCAGGCCAGCCAGACAAGGCCGUCGCCAAAUACACCUUGGCCGCGAACUACGCUAUGCAGCGCCCACCUUGGGAAGCCAGUCAACUCAUGCGAGACGAGCUCUCCACCGUCAUCUCCAACCGAUCCGCUGCGUACCUCGAAUCGGGCGACCUGAUUGGUGCUCUCGUAGACGCAGAAACCGUCAUCGCGCUCAAGCGGCCAUGGAGUAAGGGGCACUUCAGAAAAGCAAAGGCACUGGUGGAGAUGGGCGAGUUGAAGGAGGCGAAGGACGCGAUCAACCUCGGCUUACAGUUCGAGCCAAAUAAUACGGAAAUGAACAGCUUCCUGGCUGAAAUAUAUGCCCUGAUCAAGAAAGCAGAAGAGGGGAAGGCAGCAGCACGAGCGUCCUCGCCAUUAGCCAAGUCAUAGCGCUACACACCGGUAUUCACGCACAUACUUCCUUCCCCCCUGAUACCUCCACUCGCUAAUCCUGCUGGUACAUGGUCGCAUCUUGUAUCCUUAUCGCACAUUGCAUACCUUCUUUAGUCCCUGUUUCACUCUAUUUAUGUACCUCUAACCUCCCGAGAAUCUCAAACGCCUCCACGCACUCCUCAGGUCUUCUGAACACCCUGAGCCGUAUAUGCUGCGGCACCUCUCGCCGUGCGCGCCAUAUUCGCAUCUGCAG